AAAUUGAUGAAUUUAAUAAAGCUGUUAAGAGUAUCAGCAGUAGUUCCUCAUUUUCCCCACUUCAAGGAAUUUCUCCUCCUGUCCAAAACAACAUUUCUAAUAGAUAUGGGAGUGAUUUUAUGCAUCCUUCCAUACUGACACAAGACCAGAGCCCACACACGGAAGUACCUUACAAGUGUAAUAAGUGUGGCACAACCUUUCAUCAGGUCUCAAAUCUCAGGAGUCAUCAGAGAAUCCAUAUAGGAAAGAAAUUGCAUAAAUGUGAUGUAUGUGACAAGGUCUUUUGCCGAAAUUCAUACCUUGUAAUUCAUCAAAGAGUUCAUACUGGAGAGAAACCUUACAAGUGUAAUGAGUGUGGAAAGGUCUUUGAUAAGAAAGGAAGUCUUGCAGUUCACCAGAGAAUUCAUACUGGAGAGAAGCCUUACAAAUGCAAUGAGUGUGGCAGAACCUUUUCUAUCGGCUCAUAUCUCAAAAGACAUCAGAUAACACACAUUCAAGAGAAAUUAUAUAAGUGUGAUAUAUGUGGCAAAGUCUGUCGUCAGAAUCUAUCCCUUCAACGUCAUCAGGGAAUUCAUACUGGAGAGAAAACUUACAAAUGUAGUUUUUGUGGGAAAACCUUUCUUUGUGGCACAGACCUCAGGAAACAUGGGAUAAUCCAUCCAGGAGCAAAAGCAUAUAAAUGUGAUGUAUGCGAUGAAGUCUAUGGUCAAAAUUCAUACCUUAAAUGUCACCAGAGAAUUCAUACUGGAGAGAAACCUUACAAAUGUAAUUUGUGUGGGAAAACCUUUUUUUUAAAAACAGGCCUCAGGAAACAUGAGAUAAUCCAUACAGGAGCAAAACCAUAUAAAUGUGAUGUAUGUGGCAAAGUCUUUAAUCAAAAAUCAGUCCUUGUGAAUCAUCAGAGAAUUCAUACUGGAGAGAAACCUCACAAAUGUAAUGAGUGUGGCAAGUUCUUUCGUGAGAAGCAAACCCUUAGAAG
Molecule: messenger RNA, 979 nt
Organism: Physeter macrocephalus (sperm whale)
Lineage: Eukaryota; Metazoa; Chordata; Mammalia; Artiodactyla; Physeteridae
Product: zinc finger protein 665-like
Exons: 1
Source: RefSeq, a predicted model, not a curated record